Fraxinus pennsylvanica is the source of this 324-nucleotide messenger RNA. The record is from the annotation of a GenBank genome assembly. Lineage: Eukaryota; Viridiplantae; Streptophyta; Magnoliopsida; Lamiales; Oleaceae.
AUGUCAAGAAUCGUCGAUAGAAUGCACAAUUCUGACAGCAGUAGAGCUGGUGGGCCUGUCGAGAGAGACAUCGAGCAGGCCAUAACUGCUCUUAAGAAAGGCGCCUACUUACUCAAGUAUGGAAGAAGAGGGAAACCCAAGUUUUGUCCCUUUCGACUUGCAAAUGACGAGUCUGUUCUAAUUUGGUUUUCCGGUAAAGAGGAGAAACAUCUUAAACUGAGCCACGUGUCCAGAAUUAUAUCUGGACAGCGCACUCCAAUUUUUCAAAGAUAUCCACGGCCUGAGAAGGAGUACCAGUCCUUUUUCUUCAGUAUUUCAUGUUAG